UCUGUAUAUCUCUUGUCUCUUUGGAAAUUUCAAAGCAGCAAUUAGAGGACUUUAAAGCAAGAGGUAAUUCAAAACAAUUUGGUAUGGCGUGGUAUUCAAAUACAGUGGAUGACGCACAGUGGACUAUACAAAAUCAAAUAUAAAAUGAAUGAAUCGUAUGAGUAGGUUUUGAGGUUUUGAAGAAUGGCGGGCUGCGGGCUACUGGUGCGCGCUCUGUAGGCGGCUUUCUGUCUGCGAAAUAUGGCAACACCGUCGUUCCCCUCCUCCCAUUGCGAUCGCAAUAUCAAUAUGAAUGGCUGGAAUGUGAAAGUGUUUUAACAACAAUCAUGGCGGAUGACGACGAAGUUGAUAUAUUGGGCGAUUUUAAUUUGGAGAAUUUGCUCACCAAAGACGAAAAUCGCCUAGCAUCUUGUUACGAUGGAGGUGUUGGAUCUGAUUUACUUCAGUGUGAUUACCCAUCUUCUUGGUAUCUGGAUGUUGGCUCACCUCCCUGGUACGAAAGAAGUCAACUGGACCCGUUUUCACCUUUACCAUUCUCACUUCCACCAAGUUCCUCACCAAAUAAUCUUCAGUGGAGCGACCCAUCUGUGGGCUCUCCUACCAGCUCUGGUGGAAACAGUACCAACUGGACUGAUAAGGAACGCAGUUUAUUAGAAGAAGGAUUGGAGUUAUUUGGGAGAAGCUGGUCCAGGCUGUCUCAGUUUAUUGGGACCAAAACAGCAUACCAAAUCAAGAGUUACUUGAAACUUGCCAGACCUAGCAGCGAAAGUGAGACACUCUCAGUGUCCAUAUCCUCCAGCACUGAUGGAAAUUUACAUAAUCCAACAGUGUCAGCUGGUAAUAGCAAUAUAUCAUAUACAGAACUCAUAGAUGACUUACAAAUACCUGCCUCAAUGGAAGAGGUGAUUGCUGUAGUGAGUACAGCUCAAACUACAAUCUCAACAAAUCAAGGAAAUAUGCAUAAAACAUCUGAAGGUACCAACAAUAGGAUGAAAAAGAGGAGAAUAAAACCCACACAGAACACUAAAGCUAAAAGGGGACGACCUCCACGAGUACCAGUUCUAAGUCCUCCUGUGAAACGAGGGCGUGGGCGUCCAAGAAAAUUACAAGGAGGGUCUACAACCGAUCAUUCUGCUGAACAGGGAAAGAAUAUUAAUGUCAUCUCGGAACUUACAGAAACGCCUAGACUAGGAGAAGAAGUUGUAAGAAUCAGAAGCCUCAGUUCAGAUGACUCUGAUGUUGACAUUGAUAUUGAAGAUGAAGAAGAUAAGGCCUUCCCUGAGAUCAAAAAAGAAAGUGAAGAGUUCGUUUCUAAAUUAGACAUUACAAGCAGUAAAGGGGUGUCUGUUGAGGAAAAAAUGAAUUCUUCCCUUUCAUCAACACAGGACCUGUGCCUAGAACAUCUAAGUGAAGAAAAAACUGAAAAUAUUGAGGAACCUCUGGUAAAAAUGGAAAAGCUAGAAUCCACUUCCACUGGGAAGGAAACAAAGACUUUAAUCUCACACCAGGACAUCCUGGAUCAAAUUUAUCAAUUACCUCCUCCUAAAAGUGAACUCAUUUUGAGACCAGAUGAAAUUUUAGAUGAAGAACAGUCAAUCCAUGCGGAAUUUUUUGAGGGUCGUCCAGCCAAAACACCAAGAAGAUAUCUCAAGAUACGCAAUCAUAUCAUAGAUUGUUGGCUUCAGAGUAAACCAAUAUAUGUUACAAAAACAUCUGUCCGUGCUGGUUUACGAAACUGUGGUGAUGUUAACUGUAUUGGAAGAAUUCACUCUUACUUGGAACAAAUUGGUGCUAUAAACUUUGGUUGUGAACAAACCAAAUACAAUCAUGCUCCCACAAGUCAAACUGCAUCAAGCAGUAAAGUUGUGGCUUUAUCAUCAGUAAAGGAAAAAGUAAACAGAGAGCUGCUGUGUAUAGAAGGCAUGCGGCCCCGCAAGAAAAAGCAAGAGAUAGAUGAGGAUCUAAUGGGUUCAACUGAUGGAGGUUACACAAUUCUUCAUAAGGAUGAUGGACAAACUUUUCUGACUUACAAUUCUAUGGUCAAACCCAAAGUUCACAAACCUGACUCAUCAAUAAAACUUCUUUACUGUUCAAAAUUUUCUAGUGAAAAACCGGCACCCUUUACUGUGCACCUUCAUGUCGGAGCUCUUCUUGUCAUCGAUGUUCAUGCUCAUUGCUCGCAUAAUGUGGAAGUGAUGGGAUUGCUGGGAGGCGAAUUACGCGAAGAUUCCCUGCACAUAGUUCAAGCUGUUUCAUGUCAAGCUAGCCGUAGCAGCAGUACACAUUGUGAUAUGUGUCCAGUUUCACAAAGUGAAGCCAGUGAUAAAUUAUCCAAGGAAGGAUUAAGUGUCGUGGGAUGGUAUCAUUCUCAUCCAACAUUUGUUCCGAAUCCUUCACUUCAGGAUUUGUCUACACAAGCAGAAAUGCAACGAUGGUUUUCUGACACAAAGGCUGCACCUUUUGUGGGUCUCAUUCUGUCCCCUUAUUGCUCAAAUACUACUUCUUUUGCUAGUAUUUUUAGGGUUUUAGUAGUGGAUCCAGAAGGAGAAUCAGGAGGAACGCCAUACCGUUUCCCUGUCAAUAUUGUAGCUGAAGAUGUUGAUGUGGCUGAACUACUCGGACAUGUUGAUGGAGCAAUUACUUCGAUGAGAAAACCGAGCCUUGAUGGUCCACUGUACUCCCAUAGCCCCGAUGUUCCUGCUCUGAGCUGUUUCCAUAAGUGUAGGGAGAGUAUUCGGAAGCAUCUAGAAUCAUGUCAACCACCUCUCUCACCUGAUUUGCGGCGUCGAAUUCUUGAAGGAAUUCUAGAAAUUUGCAAAAUACGGUGCAAUGUGGAUCCUCUAAAAAAGUAGUUUUACUUUAUCAAAACUUAUGUCAAUAUGCCAGCUAUUUUAAAUCCUACCAAUUCUAAUUGUUAUUUGAAGAUUUGAAAGCUUGUGGAAAAUACUGUGCUGUUGAGUUACACAUUAAGGUGACCUUACACUUUGUCUAUCCACUGUGUCUGGUUUGUCCUUUUGCCGUUUUUAUUUAUUGCUUUUGUCAUCUAAGUGUCUCAGAGUGUGUCAAAAUACAUAGUCCUUUAUUUGAACAACUUCUUGACACUUCAGGGCCAAAUAACAUGGUAAACACACCGGCCAAACACUGCGAAUACUCUUAGUGUAAGUGUGUUUCCUUUUUUUUAUUAGAGGGCAAGUGUGAUGAGGAGACUUUUAAAGUAUAUAAUAUGGGUAGGUAUUUUGUACUCAGGCAUAUCCUCUCCGUACUUUGACUCCUAAAAUUCAUUAACAGUUUUUUGUCACUGUUUGGAUAUGUUAAAGACGUCUUCCGAAUUUUUCUCUUAUCCAAUGGAUGUUGGGCUUUUAUUGAGCCUCAAAUUGUAAGCAAUGAAAUGUUGAGACUAUUAGUGAAAAGGUCUAUGAUCUGUUUUGCAGGUAUACUUGUUUUAUAAUUUGUAGCUUUUUUCACUUAAUGUUUUGUUUGGAGGGUGUAAAGUGUUCAUUGCAGAGACUCUUACUUUUCAUGGCAUUCAGUAUCAUGAACUCAAAUUACUGAGUGUAUAUUUUUAUCUGGUUGCAUAAUUUCUAUGCUUACAGCACUAAAACAGUAUUUACUUCUUCUUUGUAUGCAGUAUUAUUGUAUAUUUUUGUAAAUGGAUUUGUAUGGAAUGUAGCUGUUUGUUAGAAAUUCUAACAGCUUUCUUUACUCUUAAAAUAGUUUCUAAAUGUGUGAUUGAGAAUGUCUCAAACACAAUACGGUAACAAUUUCUGUGAUAUGGGACUUCUAACAAGUGUUAGGAUAACGAAUUUUAUUUAGUAUUAAUAAAUACGGCAAAGUUUAUGUAUGUAUGUAUUUUAAAAACGAGGGCUUAAGCUAUAUAUGUUUUGUGUAAUUGUAGUCGUUGUAAUUGAAGAUUCCUGUAUGUACGUUAAUUGAUGAAGGUGUAUAAAAGUGUUUUUAAUAACCGCACAAUAUAA
This is a messenger RNA of Frankliniella occidentalis (western flower thrips), 3974 nucleotides long. Its product is annotated as histone H2A deubiquitinase MYSM1-like. Gene Ontology annotation, cellular component: BRISC complex; BRCA1-A complex. Gene Ontology annotation, biological process: double-strand break repair. Gene Ontology annotation, molecular function: polyubiquitin modification-dependent protein binding; metallopeptidase activity. Bases 327 to 2852 code for a protein of 841 amino acids. Lineage: Eukaryota; Metazoa; Arthropoda; Insecta; Thysanoptera; Thripidae. The record is from RefSeq and is a predicted model, not a curated record. The transcript is spliced from 13 exons.